Molecule: messenger RNA, 1571 nt
Organism: Peromyscus leucopus (white-footed mouse)
Lineage: Eukaryota; Metazoa; Chordata; Mammalia; Rodentia; Cricetidae
Gene: Upk1a
Product: uroplakin 1A
Exons: 8
Coding region: 61-834 (257 amino acids)
Cellular component (GO): membrane
Source: RefSeq, a predicted model, not a curated record
UGCCAGGCUCUGGGACUCGGGGCAUGUGGGUCUCGGCCUGGGCUCCUCAGCAACAGGAAGAUGGCUUCUGCAGCAACAGAGGAAGAGAAGGGGUCUCCUGUGGUGGUGGGGCUGCUGGUGGUAGGCAACAUCAUUAUUCUGUUGUCAGGCCUGGCCCUGUUUGCCGAGACAGUGUGGGUGACAGCUGACCAGUACCGUGUGUACCCACUGAUGGGCGUCUCAGGCAAGGAUGAUGUCUUCGCUGGCGCCUGGAUUGCCAUCUUCUGCGGCUUCUCUUUCUUCGUGGUGGCCAGCUUUGGUGUAGGAGCCGCACUCUGCCGCCGUCGGUCCAUGAUCCUCGCGUACCUGUUGCUGAUGCUCAUCGUCUACAUCUUUGAGUGUGCCUCUUGCAUCACAUCCUACACCCACCGUGACUAUAUGGUGUCCAACCCGUCCCUGAUCACCAAGCAAAUGUUGACCUUCUACAGUGCAGACAGCGACCAGGGCCAGGAGCUCACCCGCCUCUGGGACCAGGUCAUGAUUGAGCAAGAAUGCUGUGGCACAUCUGGCCCCAUGGACUGGGUGAAUUACACAUCAGCCUUCCGGGCAGCCACUCCAGAAGUGGAAUUCCCCUGGCCCCCUCUGUGCUGCCGCCGGACAGGGAACUUCAUCCCCAUCAAUGGAGAAGGCUGCCGAGUGGGCCACGUGGACUACUUGUUUACCAAGGGCUGCUUCGAGCACAUCGGCCAUGCCAUUGACAGCUACACUUGGGGCAUAUCGUGGUUCGGCUUCGCCAUCUUGAUGUGGACACUCCCUGUGAUGCUGAUAGCCAUGUAUUUCUACACCACUCUCUGAAGAUGAGGGGGAGGCCAUGUGUUCACCUCUGCCUGAAGAUCCUGCCUCUCAGCCGCACCCGGACCUCCUCAAGCUCCUCCCACCCCAACCUCAUGUACCUCAGUCACAACUUGCCCCUGCCCACUCCCUCCAUCUUUCUUUCUUGCAAUACCAAGUCCUGUUGUAGGUGUGGGAGCUGCCCUGGACCCCAGCUGUGCCCCAGGCCCUGGACCCCAGCUGUGCCCCAGGCCCUGGACCCUAGCUGUGCUCCAGGCCCUGCUUUUGUGGGCCUGGACCCCUGUGGCCCUGCUUUUGUGGACCUGGACCCCUGUGGCCCUGCUUUUGUGGGCCUGGACCCCUGUGGCCCAUCUUUUGUGGGCCUGGACCCCUGUGGCCCAUCUUUUGUGGGCCUGGACCCCUGUGGCCCAUCUUUUGUGGGCCUGGACCCCUAUGGCCCUGCUUUUGUGGGCCUGGACCCCUGUGGCCCUGUGUCACUUGGCAGAUCUGGUUCAUCUUCCUAGGGACAACAAAAUGUCCUGUCCUCGGAGGCCCUUCCAACUGUUCCUGACAACCCAUCAUGCACCUCUCUUGUGGCUUCCGAAAUUCUUGCAGGUGUAGCCGUUGUUGCUCAGUAGCUUGUAUAAGCUCUAGUAGACCUAGAUUGCUGAAAGAGGAGGGACACAUUCUGCUGUGGUCAUUGUGGGGUCUCCGUCAUCACCCAGCGUAUGUCUAAUAAACACUGGCUGGCUGAAUGAGUA